GUCAUUCUUUUUGAAAUGGAAGGCUUCAAUUAAACACAACAGGUCUAACUUCUACGCCGGAUGUUCAACAAACGCAACAAUAACAUCACGCUUCAUAUCUUUAAAUGUGAAAGAAAUUGUUGGACAUUGUGGAGCCCUCGUGAUUCUAAGCCCGGUUGUUCGCGGUGCGAAUGUAAAACUUGGGUAUUUUCCGUCUGACUAUUCUAUACGGCAUCAAACAAACACUAAACGAACAUGGAAGACAAAUAUCCAUGACAUAGAGCUACGAGAAGGUUCUUACGAAGAGGAAAUAGUUUCUGAAUAUUUGUACGUAUUGACUAUAUUUAACUUUGAAGACAGAGAUGAAGGAACGUAUGUUUUAUAUUGUAAUUCAGGUGGCCACACGGAGUCUGUGCAGCUUUAUAUUCCAGUGCCACCAAGUUACCCGAUCAUCGGUCCAAAAUACGCUGACUUUAAUACAACAGAAUGUAUUUAUGUUUAUAAAGAUUCCGAUAUAUAUUGCCAGACUGAAAAUGGAACAGAACCUAUACAAAUCAAACUUUUUAUUGGACAACAUUCAUUUGUUCUUGGUGAAAAUAAAGGGAACAAAGGGCGGUACCUUCUCAGUAACUUUCAUCAUCUAAUGGAUGGACUGUCGAAACGGAAUGUGAUAUGUCAGGUUUCUAAUGCAGCCAUGGAAACACCUUACGAAGUUCAUGGCAUUCUAUGUAACGUAGCGAAAGGUAGCCCACCCGCUCUUACUGUUUCUGAAUUUCUUGACGGGGAAAGCUCGACAAUAACCUGUACAGUGCACAAUGCUAUCCCAGCUCCGGUAAUAGAUAUACGUGUUGGCAAUGUUUUGCUAUCGGAUGCUCUACAAACUGAUUUAUUUAAUGGAUCUUCUCAUACAUUUACAAGUACAGCUAAAGUGACUAAGACUAACAAACUGUGGACUGGAAAAGAAAAUUGUUGCACCAGGAAAAUCAUUGACGACUUUGGAAUAGCAGAUCAUUCUAUAUGCAAAAACAUUAGUAUCAAAUGCGAUCCGACUCUGUAUUUGAACACGACAUCACCUGUUAAUUUACCUUCAGAUACAACAGCGGUCGUAAAAUGUAGUCAAUCCCAUAAAAUGGACAUUCAGACAUUCCAAUUUCCAGUUUACACUGUACUUAUUGCAUCAGCCGUUUUCUGUGGACUCUGCAUCUUGUUUGUAAUCGGAAGAUGGAUAUGUCUUAAACGACGAAAGGACAAUGCAGUCAACACAAUAGAAAAUGUUGAAAAUCACAGCGACACGGCGUCAGACAAUGGUGUGCUACACAUGGAAACGGAAGGAGUCCAGUACGCAGUCGUGCAGAGGCAGGUGUCGACACUGAGGAUUGAAACGCAGGCGAGCAACCACGUGAUGACAACGGCCUAGUGUACGCACAGUUGGACAUCACAUUCCUACAGGAAGCUAACGCCAGAGUUCCGGCAAGGAGAACGAAUACGCCGACGGAGUAUGCUGACAUUUAGUUCCCGUCAACACAGAAACCUGCUUUGGAAGAUCCUGUGUCCCUCAAUGCAUCAGCGUUGUGCUAGAUCAAAGACCAAAAAUUAAAACACAAACAAACCGCCCCAUUGUAUUGUGUCUAUAACGUAUUCCUAAUGAUUGUGUUUGAUAUUUUUACUUUUUGUGUGUUCUAUAUUGAAGAACAUAUUAGUUAAACAACAUAAUCAAAACCACUAUUAGGACAAUUAAAAUGAAGUAUUCCCUGAAUGUUAUAGAUGACUGUUGAAAAGCUUUCACUGUAUUAUAUAUUUAUAAUACUAAGUCAUUUGAAUAGCCUACACGUUUGACGCUGAUGCUGUGCUUAUUUUCUUAUUUAUUUUAUUAUUGUAAGUAAACACAGUGUGCUUUAGGCACCCGGUUUGUCACUAUAAAUGUAAAUUAUGUACGUUAAAGUAAGCGGCAUGGCGGCCUAGCUGAUUACAUUUUUUGAAAUACUACAGCAGUAGCAUUUGUCUUAUUUAUUAAGGAGGUUUUACCAUAUUGAUCUGGAUAAAAAGGUAGUUCGAUAGGCCAAACUGAACGCAACAUAAAGAAAUGCAAUGAUCUAAUAGACGUGUAAAUGGUUUUAAAAGAGGCACUUAGAAAAAAAUACAUUUUUAAUGUGUUUACAAGCAUACUAUCAUGUUCAUGACGGGGAAGGUUCAAGAAGGUUCUCUUUUGGCCUCGAAAAUACUAAAACAGAUAUUGUGUUUAAAAAACGUUUUGUUACUUGUUUUUCGAUAGCAGCCUCUUCCACCAGCGAUCAUAUUUGCCCUUAUUAGCGUUUCGCAUAUAUAUAACGUGUGUGAACUAAAUAGUCAUAAUAGUAAGAAAUGUUGACCAUUUUAUUUUUACCCCUAAUUGGAAAUUAAAUGGCAUACACUGCACUUUUUUAAUAAGCAUUGUAUAUAUUUGCUUUGAAUAAGGCACAUGUUUAAUCAUUACAGAUUUUUCAAGCAGCAAUGUUUAUUUGUUACCUCAGUUGCAAGUCUGAGUAGCAGAAACGUUGAGCACAUUACAUUAUUGUAGAUAACUUUCAUAUAUUUGUAUAACAUUAAAAUAUGAACCUUUCUUAUGAAAUAUUUAAAGUACUAAUUGGUAGUGUACCCACAUACACGUAUAAUAGAGAAAUAUAAAGAAAUCCACUCUAUCAAAACACGCUACUGUCUCACGAUACACGAAAGCAUUCCUAGGCGAAGAUCCUAGUUGACAUAUCUUACAAAACUACUUCGCGUUUUGAGUUCUAAGCCAUUUAAUGAUCGUAUCUUAUAUUAUAGAGGCAAAUCAGGUGUCUAUAUAGUGAGCAUUACUGUCUAAAAGAAAUUGGAUGUAAUUGCUCUUUUGUUAUAAUCUGUUUGUAAUCAUAUUAAUUUGCCUGUGCGUAUGU
Molecule: messenger RNA, 2894 nt
Organism: Mya arenaria
Lineage: Eukaryota; Metazoa; Mollusca; Bivalvia; Myida; Myidae
Exons: 10
Coding region: 623-1396 (257 amino acids)
Source: RefSeq, a predicted model, not a curated record